AUGUCGAGCAGGCAGCUUCGCAAGCUGCAGAAGCAAAAGGAGCUCGAGAAGACCCAGGAGACAGCGGCGCACAACUCUGAUGAGAGCGAUGAUGAUCAGUCCCCGGUGGUUGCGCGGCCCCGUGCGAGCCUCUUCGCCGCGCUUGGCGGGGAUGAUGAUGAGGGGCACGAUGAGGACGACGCGGCUGAGGCGGAGCCGCAACCCGCCCACGAGGUGAGCGAAGCACAGCCGCCCGCAGGUGGAAAGAGCAAGAAGAAAAAGAAAAAGAAGAAGAAGAAGGCCAAGGCGGCUCAAGAUGCGGCCGACGUCAAUGACGAUGAGGAGGACGAGAUCGACAGAGCCAUCAAGGAGCUCAACAUCACUACCAAAGUCGACCCAGAAUCCGCGGCGGCCGCCAGGACUGCGCAGGAUACAACUCGCCGCAGUAACGAACUCUUGGCGAUCAACCCCUACCACCUCAAGGCUGUCAACGAGAUGCGUAACCUGUUUGGCCGCGACAUCAUCAUGUCCGCUGAGGCUGAGGAGGAGCAGGAGCGCAUCCGCCGGCAGCGCGAGCCCCGGCAGCGCGAAGUCGACCUUGAGACGUUCCUGCGCGGCCCCCCCAACGCCAAGAAGCUCUCCGAGGUGUCGCUGCGCCGCAACGUCUUUAUCAUGGGCCGCGAGCACUGGCCGCGGGGGACGGCCGGCGGGCUGGCCAUGGAGGAAGUGAAGAAGGCGGAGGAUGGCAGCUGGACCGAGUAUGCAUAUAUGCAUGGAGGGGAAUACGAUGCGGUGCAGGCCUUCUUUUUUGGAUGCGUGCAGAUGGGUGACCCUAUGAGGAUGGUCCAUCUCCUCCAGGAAGUCCCAUACCAUGUAUCGACGCUCCUCCAGGUUAGCCGCGUAGCCAACCAAGACCAGAACAUGGCCCUCUCCGCCGAGCUCUGCGAGCGAGCCCUCUUCACCUUUGGCCGUGUGACGACGUCCGCCUUCCGGCAGAACAUCGAGCAAGGCCGAGCACGCCUCGACUUUCGCCGCCCGGAGAACCGGCAGUUCUGGCUGGCCGGGUACUACUACAUUAAGACCCUCAUCCGCAAGGGCACGUACCGGACGGCGUUGGAGUGGGCCAAGCUGCUGUACACGCUGGACCCGCGGGACCCGUACGCGAUGCGGCACUUUAUCCACUCGCUGGCGAUCCGAGCCCACGAAGCUCGCUGGCUGGUUGACUUCCUCGACGAGGUGGAGGCGACAGGUGACAACCGCGACACCGUGUACCUCUGGCAGAGCGUGGUGCUGGCUAAGCUGCAAUUAGGCGACACCGAAGGCGCGCGUGCUGAGCUGACUGCCGGUAUGAACCGGGUUCCGUGGCUGUACUGUGCGCUGUUCCAGGAGCUCAAUCUCGACACGCCACCGUCCAUUUGGGGCAUCAACGCUCACUCUGAUGCGCGAUCAUUCUGGGUGACAUUGUACAUUUACCAAGCCAAGGACCUUUGGAAUAACUCUCAGGCCACUAGCCUCCUACAGAGCGUGGCCAAGGGCUUAGGAAAGGUCGACAUAACCAACCUGCCGGCGGACGAUGCGCCGGCCGAUCUAGGGGCGACUCGAUUGGCCUUCCUCGAGGGCCAAACGUCACUACUUUCAGCUGCGCUUCGGGAGCUCAUAGAGAUGCAGCCCAAUUAUGAAUUCGACCCAAUGCCGCCUCCUGAGAAUGAGAACAUCUUUACCGCUGAGGGAAUACGAUUGCCGUGGGUGGAGAGUCGGCAGCGGAGGACGGCGCCGAGCGAUAUUGAGGCGCGGUUGCGCCGCAUGUUGUUCGAGCGGCCAGCGAAUCCGGAUGCCCACCGGGAUGGGAUGGCUGGGAUGGCGGAGGGAGAACCCAUCGACCUUUUGCAAGCAGAAGCAAGAGCAGAAGAGCAAGCCCAGCUCUUGGACGACCAGGAGCUGCAGCGGGAUCUAGAGGAGCACGCUAGGGGAGGAAAUGGACCAGGGCUGCUUGGGACUUUGAUGCAGCUCCUCGGCGGACGUCAAGCGGAAGGAGAUGAUGGCGAGCCCCGGCAACCCGAUGGGGCGGGUGACUUUCCGGGGGCUUGGCCCUCCGAUUCUGACGAAGACGAUUUUUACGUAGACAGAUAG
Messenger RNA from Ilyonectria robusta, 2109 nucleotides. Its product is annotated as transcriptional repressor TCF25-domain-containing protein. Gene Ontology annotation, biological process: ribosome-associated ubiquitin-dependent protein catabolic process; rescue of stalled cytosolic ribosome. The record is from RefSeq and is a predicted model, not a curated record. The transcript is spliced from 2 exons. Lineage: Eukaryota; Fungi; Ascomycota; Sordariomycetes; Hypocreales; Nectriaceae. Gene Ontology annotation, cellular component: RQC complex. The coding region runs from base 1 to 2109 and encodes 702 amino acids.